AUUAUGUGGCUUUGGAUUUUGUAAAUUGUUUUCUCCUCGCGACUUCACCCACAAGACAAAGAGAUUGAUCCAACGCACGCUCUGAGAUCGCCGGCUCAUCCUCGGCGCCGAACAAACGAGAAGGUCGAGGAAGAGAUUGACCAACUAUGGAUUCAACGCCUGUGAAUUGGGAAGCGCUUGAUGCUCUCAUCAUCGAUUUCGUUAGCUCUGAAAACCUGGUUGAAGCCGCCGCCGCCGCCGCCGCCGCCAAUUCAUCGUCUUCUCCAUCAUCAUCGUCUCCGUCCUCUCCUUCUAUUUCCUCUUCCUCUUAUCACUCCAGAUUGAUCAUUCACCGGGUCCGAAACUCGAUUGAAUCCGGUGACAUUGAGACCGCCAUCGACAUCCUUCGCUCCCACGCUCCUUUCGUCCUCGAUGAUCAUCGGAUUCUAUUUCGCCUCCAGAAACAGAAAUUUAUCGAGCUGCUGAGAAAAGGAACACAUGAAGCUGCAAUUGGUUGCUUGAGGACUUGUGUUGCUCCCUGUGCUCUUGAUGCUUACCCGGAAGCUUAUGAGGAAUUCAAGCAUGUUCUUCUUGCACUCAUCUAUGAUAAAAAUGACCAAACCUCUCCGGUAGCAAACGAGUGGGCAGAGAAAAGAAGGUAUGAAAUGGCUGGACUGAUGUCAUCUGUUCUGAGAGCUUCUUUACAAGCAUAUGAUCCAGUUUUCUCAAUGACACUAAGGUAUCUGAUAAGCAUACAUAAAGGAUUUUGCUUUCACCAAGGAAUUUCCUCUGCAGUUUCUGAUCUCACUCAUAGACUGCUCCUGGAGGAACGUGAUGCACCAGCUACUCCUCCUGAAAGCAUGUAUGAAGUACCACCAUUUGAUGAGGUGGAUAUACAGGCUCUUGCUCAUGCGGUGGAGCUCACUAGACAAGGUGCUGUUGAUAGCAUGAAAUUUGCCAAAGGUGACCUCUUCCAGGCAUUCCAGAAUGAAUUGUGCAGGAUGCGAUUAGAUGUUUCGGUUCUUGAUGAACUUGUUAAGGAGUACUGCAUAUACAGGGGUAUUGUGGAUUCAGAGAUGCAAAUGAUCACUGGUCCUGCCAAACGCAACCAAUCGAAGGUGGGCCGCAGCUUAUCAAGAGAUUGUGUUUCGGAAAUAGAUCUCAACACAAGUCAAUAUUCAGAUAUUGAGAAUUAUAGCAACAAGAGCAUGCUUGAUGACACUGAAAUGUCUAGCGAACAAGGAGGUGACAUUGGCACAUGCUACGGCAGCGUACCAACCAGCGUUUGUGAAGAUUGCAGCACUAGCUGGUCAAAUCAAUGUGAAAAUACAAGAUCUCUUGGUAGAAUUAGAUCCCAUUUGAAUAGCGAGAGGAAUAAACGCAAAAGAUGGUGUGGGCGUACUGCUAAAGUAGAUUGUCAUCCUGGUCUUUCAUUUGCUAAGUCCGAGUCAGGCAUAGAGGGCAAGUAUGAGAUAGCCUUGGCUUUGAAGGAACUGGUUAGCAAAGGAAUGGCAGCAGAAGCUAUUUUCGAGAUCAGCAGCAUGGAUCCAGAUUAUUUCACAAAAAACCCGGGUUUACUUUUCCAUCUCAAGCAGGUUGAAUUUCUGAAGCUGGUGAGUACUGGUGAUCACAAUGGAGCCCUAAAAGUUGCAUGCUCUCACUUAGGUCCCUUAGCAGCCAAUGACCAGUCUUUACUGAAGACAUUAAAGGAGACGUUAUUAGUUUUACUUCAACCGGACGGAACCACACCUGGGAAAGAUUUGCCUUUGAAUGAUCUGGCAAAUACGCUGCAGGUUUCUGUCGGUAAAAGGCUCGGGAUCGAAGAACCAAAGCUAAUGAAGAUUAUAAGAGCGACACUUCACACGCAUACCGAGUGGUUCAAGCUUCAGAUGUGUAAAGACCGGUUCAAUAAUCUCCUGAAGAUAGAUUCGCUAAAAGAAGUAAACACUGAUUUGAUUGGUGGUAUCAAAUCAAGAUCAAAUGGAGAUAGCAAAACAAACUUCUCGUCUCAAGUCACGACGACGUCUUCAAGCACCAUGACAUCAGAAGAUGGUGGAAGCAGCAGCUUGAUGAUGAUGACUCAGACUUCGUCAAGAGAAGCUUUGUGGGAUGAAAGUGCAAUUCUUAAAGUAAUGGAAUUUCUGGCGUUGCCGAGGUCUAAUGCAAUUCAACUUCUAUCACAAUACGAUGGAAACGCUGAGGCUGUGAUUCAGCAACUCUUUGGUUAAAAAUCAAACCAGACUAAACCGAGUAGAACGUGUCCCGUUUAGUUAAAUUUGGAUGAGUUAUUAUUGGUUUAUUCAUUUCUGCAUUUGUUGUGUGUUUUUUUUGUACAUUUAACUUAACACAGACACACUUGUGAAAAAAAGAAAUAAAUAAGUUUUGGCAAUGAAAAAAAUAAAUGAGAAAUAAAUGGGCUUU
This is a messenger RNA of Capsella rubella, 2400 nucleotides long. RefSeq lists its product as uncharacterized. Gene Ontology annotation, biological process: proteasome-mediated ubiquitin-dependent protein catabolic process. The record is from RefSeq and is a predicted model, not a curated record. Gene Ontology annotation, cellular component: nucleus; cytoplasm. The coding region runs from base 147 to 2207 and encodes 686 amino acids. Lineage: Eukaryota; Viridiplantae; Streptophyta; Magnoliopsida; Brassicales; Brassicaceae. The transcript is spliced from 11 exons.